This is a messenger RNA of Anopheles nili, 1067 nucleotides long. Its product is annotated as zinc finger matrin-type protein 2. The transcript is spliced from 2 exons. NCBI's taxonomy places the organism in Eukaryota, Metazoa, Arthropoda, Insecta, Diptera, Culicidae. Gene Ontology annotation, molecular function: nucleic acid binding; zinc ion binding. Bases 4 to 594 code for a protein of 196 amino acids. The record is from RefSeq and is a predicted model, not a curated record. Gene Ontology annotation, cellular component: spliceosomal complex; U4/U6 x U5 tri-snRNP complex. Gene Ontology annotation, biological process: mRNA splicing, via spliceosome.
AAAAUGUCAUUGCGACCGGACGACCACCGCCGGAAGUGGGACCGCAAGGAGUACGAACGAUUGGCCCAGGAACGGAUACUCGCCAAGGAUAAAGGCAAUGAAGAUGAAGAACCCGUCACCAAGGAGCUGCUUAAGCAGCGCGAGUACAAAGUUGACCUGGACAGCAAACUGGGCAAAAGCAUGGUCAUCAACAAGAGCACACCUUCGUCCCAAUCCGGUGGAUACUAUUGCAACGUGUGCGACUGUGUCGUGAAGGAUUCUAUCAACUUUCUCGAUCACAUCAAUGGGAAAAAGCACCAGCGGAACCUUGGCAUGUCGAUGAAGGUUGAACGCAGCUCGCUCGAUCAGGUGAAGGAACGCUUCAAGAUCAAUAAGAAAAAAAGCGAAGAGAAGAAGAAAGACUACGAGCUGGAGUCCAGAGUGCGCGAGGCCAAGGAGGAGGAAGACCGAUACCGAGAGUACAAACGCGAGAAGAGAAAAGAACGCAAGCGAAAGCACGAAGAUGACGAUGCUGAUCCGGACCAGGAUGCAGGAAGCUCAGAAAUGGCCGCCAUCAUGGGCUUUGCCGGGUUCGGAGGGUCUAAAAAGAACUGAAUUAUAGCCUCAAUCAUAGGCGAAGGCGUCAACACCAUGCAAUUAGUGGCAAGGGCUCUGACCAUGGGCGGAUCGUCCUAAGAGCGAACCUAACGACGAUAGGGCCUCAAGAAAUUUCACGAUCUUACCAACGAGUACCAUCUUAGUUACAAAGACCUCCGUAAACAAGAACUUCUUGAGCUUCCUCUCAUGGGUUGAUCCGCCUGUGGCUUGCACUCUGAAUAGCUUCUAGGGCCUUCGGAAUACGGAAUCUUCCGGAUUCUUCGCAUGGUUCCAACUCACCGAAUGCCUGCAAAGGCGCAUGAACUAACAGACGGACUUUACAACGGGAAGUAACGAUACGCACGAUAUUUGAAACGGUACGUACUGGCUCUCCUUAACGUGCAUCAGUUGUUCAGUCUUUACAUGAAUCAUAUUUGACCUAUUAUAACUGAUAAUGUAUUGAAAUAAACUCUAUUUAAAUCUUCGAACCU